This is a messenger RNA of Microdochium trichocladiopsis, 1389 nucleotides long. RefSeq lists its product as uncharacterized. The record is from RefSeq and is a predicted model, not a curated record. The transcript is spliced from 6 exons. The coding region runs from base 1 to 1389 and encodes 462 amino acids. NCBI's taxonomy places the organism in Eukaryota, Fungi, Ascomycota, Sordariomycetes, Xylariales, Microdochiaceae.
AUGGCCGCAACCACGCAAUUGAGCAGCGCACCUGACAGGCUGGCGUCGUCACGCCGCCGGUCGCAGCGCCUGAGCACAGGCAAGACCAGCACAUACUUUGAGGAUGACGUAAGCGAUUCCGUCGAAGAACAAGAACCGCCGCGAAAGGUCGCAAAGACGAAGCGCGGCAGUGCAGGGAAGAAGGCGUCUCCGAAUCGCGACGGACAUGCAAAGAAGCAGCGUGGCGACUCCGCAGGGAGGAAGCGGGCAGUUGCCAACUCUACGGAUGACGAGGACUUCCUGGAAGGAUCCGAGGACGAGGCGGAGGAUCAGGACGACUAUGACGACGACGAGUCUGACGAGAGCUCAAGCAAUGCGGCUCGCACCGCAAGCAAGCAGUCGCCCAAGAUCAAAAAGCGAGGAAGACCAGGUGCGGGAAAGGCUCAAGUCAAGGCACCGGUGAAAGCAGGCAGAGUUGAUCGUGGCGAGGGUGAGGACGAGGACGAAGACGAGGACGAUGAGGAGUCGAGGGUCACUUUCAUACCACUUCCAAAGCUGAGAGAUACCGGCGGCAUCGACUAUGAGCCGGAACGUAUUCACCCCAACACUCUCUUGUUCUUGAAGGACCUCAAAGCCAACAACAAACGUAGCUGGCUCAAGCUACAUGACGAGGAGUAUCGACGGUCGCUCAAGGACUGGGAGUCAUUCGUGGAGAGCAUAACAGAGAAGAUCACCGAGGCCGACGAGACUGUCCCUGAGCUACCUCUGAAGGACGUGAUCUUCAGGAUCUACCGGGAUGUGCGGUUUAGCAAGGAUCCAACUCCAUACAAACCACACUAUUCUGCUGCAUGGUCACGGACUGGGCGUAAAGGUCCAUACGCCUGUUACUACAUCCAUGUGGAACCACAGAAGUGCUUCAUCGGAGGUGGCCUGUGGUGUCCAGACAAGGACGCCCUCGCGAGGCUGCGUGCCAGCGUAGACGAACGUCCACACCGCAUUCGCCGCAUCUUGAUGGACCCGGCUUUCCGCGACAAUUUCUUGGCCGAGGCCGCGAAAUAUGAAAGCCUCCAGAACAAAAAGAACAAGAAAGGUGGAAAGAGCAAUGCAACUCGCGACGAAGUCGAAAUCGACGAGGCCGCUGCCGUCAUCCGAGCUUUUGCUGAAGCGAACAAGGAAAGCGCACUCAAGACGAGACCAAAGGGCGUCGAUCCCGAGCACCGCGAUAUCGAGCUCCUCAAGCUCAAGAACUACACGGUGGGCAAGAAGUUCUCGGACCACGACUUUACCGCGCCAGAUGCACAGGAACGAAUCAUGGAGUCCAUACGCGCUCUGGUCGGAUUUGUGACGUUCUUGAACAGCGUGGUCAUGCCGGAUCCUGGGGAUGACAGUGACUCGGAGGAUGACGAAUAA